AUGUUCAAAUGCAACGACUGUAAUAAACCGAUGAAGCAUAAAAGAAGUAUCCAAAGACACAAAACCGAAUCAUGUAUUCACCGGUUAUCGCGUCGACGUCAGAUCAAAUUGGAACCGCAAGAUCCCAAGCCAAAAGACUCUAAAGAAAGCGAUUUCUGGUACUUGAAAAAUAAAAGCAGCAAGCCCGAAGAGCAGUUUUCCUUUCAUCCAGUCAGGACAGAAAACAGCACGAAUAAUACUGAAGAUAGAUCGAAGAAAACUAAUCAAACGUCGACAGUUUCAGACGAAGAUGAAGACGAUGAAAUAAUAUUUUUAUGA
Messenger RNA from Ceutorhynchus assimilis (cabbage seed weevil), 318 nucleotides. The record is from the annotation of a GenBank genome assembly. Lineage: Eukaryota; Metazoa; Arthropoda; Insecta; Coleoptera; Curculionidae.